Molecule: messenger RNA, 600 nt
Organism: Entamoeba invadens IP1
Lineage: Eukaryota; Evosea; Mastigamoebida; Endamoebidae
Product: splicing factor 3B subunit, putative
Exons: 1
Coding region: 1-600 (199 amino acids)
Biological process (GO): positive regulation of mRNA splicing, via spliceosome
Cellular component (GO): U12-type spliceosomal complex; nucleolus
Molecular function (GO): RNA binding
Source: RefSeq, a predicted model, not a curated record
AUGGGUUCAUAUGGCGGAAUGCCUGUGUUUCACAACGUUGAGUCGACGGUGUGUUGCACCGAUUUGGACCAACAGGUGAGUGAAGGCUUAUUAUACGAGUUAAUGAUACAAGCUGGGCCAGUCAUGUCAGUGUCGAUACCGCGUGACAGAGUGUCGGGACAACACAGGGGUGUCGGCUACGUGGAAUACAAAAGCGACAGAGACGCAGACUAUUCCGUAAAGAUAUUUUCUGAUAAUGUAUACCUCUUUGGGAAACUUGUCAAAUUCAAUCGGAGCAACCAGGUGAGGAGAGGGGCAAUCGACAUCGGCGCCAAUUUAUUUGUAAACAACUUGGAUAAAAGUGUUGACGAAUCGCUCUUACACAGCACAUUCUGCAAUUUUGGCAACUUGGUUUCUCCUCCAAAAAUUAAUACAGACACCAAAUCAGGAAAGGUCUACGCUUUCAUCAACUAUGACAGUUUCGACGCAGCAGACAAGGCAAUUGCAAAUUUGAACGGUCAAAUGCUUAGCGGAAAACAGAUAUCAGUCGAGUACGCGUUUAAAAAUAAAAGGGGUGAAAGGUAUGGAACUGCUGCAGAGAGGUUUUUGGCACACCAUUAA